This is a messenger RNA of Clarias gariepinus (North African catfish), 732 nucleotides long. RefSeq names its product fucolectin-like. The record is from RefSeq and is a predicted model, not a curated record. Lineage: Eukaryota; Metazoa; Chordata; Actinopteri; Siluriformes; Clariidae. The transcript has 7 exons. The coding region runs from base 10 to 732 and encodes 240 amino acids.
GAAAAGAAAAUGAAGAAUUCUCAGGGGCUCAUGUUUCUUUUUUUAGGGAUAUGCAUUUUCUCAUCACAGUGGAUACUUACCCAUCAAAAAGUUGAUUUGGCCUUAGGAGGAACAGCAACACAAUCUUCUACAUUAUAUAACUAUUAUCCUUCUAAAGCUAUUGAUGGUAACACAGCAUCUUCUGUUGGUUCUGGCUCAUGUUCACACACAAAUCGAGACUAUGGCCCAUGGUGGAGGGUGGAUUUGUUGGCAGAGUAUGUUAUUGGAACUGUAGUCAUCACAAACCGAGGCGACUGCUGUUCACAACGGAUAAAUGGUGCAGAGAUUCACAUUGGUGACUCCCUAGUCAACAAAGGCAACAAUAACCCCAGAUGUGUUGUUAUCAGUAGCAUCCCCGCUGGUGCCACUGCAAGCUACACCUGCAAUAUGAUGGGUCGUUAUGUGAACAUUAUUCUUCCCAAUAUUUACCAGUUUCUUACACUUUGUGAGGUGCAAGUUUAUGAAGGGCCUACUAUUAAGUGGACAUUUCUGAGAUUAAAGAUUAAUAGCAGUGAGGAUUUCAGCAACCCUACCAUGAAAGACAGCAUACUUCAAAAGAUAAAAUCUACCAAUCUUCAGACAUCAAUAUUUCAGAUUCACUGGACAGUGGAACCAGAACUGGAAACUAAACUUAAUAGUGGUCAAAAUUAUUGCCCAGCGUCAAGCAAGGAGAGCAAAAUAGAUUAUUGCUAA